Molecule: messenger RNA, 2092 nt
Organism: Actinia tenebrosa (Australian red waratah sea anemone)
Lineage: Eukaryota; Metazoa; Cnidaria; Anthozoa; Actiniaria; Actiniidae
Cellular component (GO): cytosol
Molecular function (GO): NADPH binding; quinone reductase (NADPH) activity; mRNA 3'-UTR AU-rich region binding
Source: RefSeq, a predicted model, not a curated record
CCUACCAGGUUUUUACAGAAGAUGAUAAAAUUGUGCAAACCUCGGUCAUCUUUCUUCUUUUCUCUCAGUAGACUUGCCUCUCUUCCAUCGAAUAUUUACAAAGCAAACAUGUCUAUGAAAGCAGCAGUCAUUCAUGAAUAUGGUGACUCAUCAAAGUUUUGCUAUGAAGAUGUAGCGAUCCCAGAACCACGGAAGGGAGAGGUGCUCAUUAAAAACCUUGCAAGUGGUGUGAACUUUCUUGAUGUCUACCACAGAAUGGCUGGAAAUGCUAAAGAUCUGCCGAAAAUCCUAGGAGUAGAGGCAGCAGGGAUUGUAGAAAAGCUAGGACCAGACACCGAGGGAGUGGAUGUUGGUGCUAGAGUUGCAUUUUUUCAUGUUGGUGCAGGUUCUUAUGCUCAAUUCAGCUGUAUUCCAGCAAACAGAGUGGUUCCUGUACCAGAAGGUAUUUCCCUUGACUUGGCAGCCAGUGUUAUGGUGCAGGGCAUGACGGCACAUUAUAUGGUCAAGUCUGUUCGACAUCUGAAACCUGGUGUGUCUGUCUUGAUUCAUGCAGUGGCUGGCGGCACUGGUUCAUUUCUGUGUCAAGUUGCUAAACAUGCAGGAGCAUAUGUCAUUGGUACAUGUAGUACAGAAGCCAAGGCUGCCAAAGCCAAGGCUGCAGGUGCAGAUGAAGUCAUCCUGUACUCACAGAAAGACUUUGUUGAAGAGACUAUGCGCAUAACAGAUGGUAAAGGAGUCAAUGUCAUUUAUGAUAGUGUUGGAAAAGACACAUUCAGUAAAGGAUUUGGAUGCCUUGCUCCUAAAGGCAUGAUGGUUAGUUAUGGGUCAUCAUCUGGCACUCCUGACCAAGUAGACAUUCCUACCCUUGGUAAAGCAUCCCAUUACGUCACGCGCCCUUCACUGGUUUCGUAUAUUUCAUCUGUCAAGGAUCUGCGCAUGCGCAGCUCAGAGGUUUUCCAGUGGUUACUUCAGGGUGAUGUGAAACUAAGUGAUUCAAUUAUUCUUUCUUUAUCUGAGGUCAAGAAGGCGCAUGACAUUAUUGAGAGCCGAGGUACCAUGGGGAAAAUCUUGCUUAGGCCUUAAAGGUCAACACUAUAAUGGUAGUUUAACUGGUAAAACUGGUUUUGGAGUGACGGUAGUAGUGUUACGUAGUAGGAAUUAGAGCAGGUGGUACCACUUGAGGCACCUGCCAAGAGAGGCAUCGAAAGUGCAGUAACCUCCGUGUUAGCUGUAAGUUGUGUAUUAGCCAGGUAUUCUCCUAAUGGAGUAAAGUGAAGGGAAGCUCAUCAUCUUUCCCCCAAUCAUGCAUUCCCUGCGCUACAAAAUAGGCCUUUUUCCCCGCAUUCGUACACCACUGUGUUCCUUGAUUAGACUCAUUAUCAAGGUUACUCAGGGUAUCAUUACAAAUACCAACGUUAGUAAAGUAAAAGAUGCACAACUUCUACCUUAGAAACACUUUGAAAUUCAGGUUUUCGGCCCGAUGAGCUUUUACUCGAAAAUAAACAAAAUCAAAUCAUCCGUGGAAAAACUCACCAAAUAUCUUUCACUUAGAAAUACCAUAUUUCGUUGUUUUUAGUUAAAAUAGGUACCGUAUAAAAUACUUAGAAAUUUUCAAAUGGUCGUAAGAGUAGCAGAUUAACCAAUAAACAAAGAGACUACACGACAGUUCGUGAUUUUAUUCAUGCAUGCUUUAGCAAGUGUUUAAUAGUGCAAGUAAAAUCUGAAUCUAUAUUCACCAUUUUCCAUACAUUGGUUCACUGGUCAAACACAAAGCGCUCAAGCGAUGCGCCAAGGUACUUUCAAAGGAUUAUUCAAAUUUGAUCCUUGCAACCUCGACUGAAUGCUUUGCGUUUGACCAGUGAACCGAUGUAUGGAAAAUGGUGAGUCUAAACUAUACAAAGUAUGUGAACAAUGUGACAAACAAUGCAUUGCGCUCCUAGAUUUCAAAUCAAUUGCUUAGUGGCGUAGCUCACUUUUGAUAUGCUUUGUCCGGCUUUAUAUGUACUCUUUAAAUUGUGUCUUAUUUGUUAUUCCAGCUCCAUUUCUUUUUUUAGUGGAUUUAAUGGACAUAAUAAAAUGAAUGUCUAACUUA